UAUUUGACUUGUUUUCGUCAAAAAACAUAAUUACAAAAUUUUUCAAAUAAACCAUUGAUACUAUUUAUGAUUGGAACUUACAUUAGAUAAAUGAACGCAGUGUGAUUACAGACUAUAUUUAUAUAGUUGUGGUGCGAUGGUAAUAACCAGAAAUAUUAGCUCGCUGAUAAAAUGAUAGUUGAUAUCUGUUAAUAAUUUGAAAUAAACAUUGACUACACAGGAAAAUUGCAUUAGAAUAUGAUGUUAAAAAUCAAAAUCUUAAUUCCAGACAUUAUUUUGUGUUCCAAGAACUUUUUCCCAAUACUAAUUAUGAUUUAAAAAUAUUUUUUCAAACUUAUUUUUUUUUUCAUAAAUUAAUGUAAUGGACCAAACACAAGUUUUACAAGAACUCGAAGCAGCUAGUAGAGUUAUGCUAGCAUCACCUUUAUUUGUGUCUAAUGAACAGCGAAAUGCUGCUGAACAAGUAUUCAUAGGUUUUCGCAAAACAAGUAUGCCUUACUCUAUUUGCCGUUACAUACUUGAUUGCAGUAAAGUUGAUUUUGUUUUAUUUGAGACCAUGGGUACAUUAAGAGAUGCACUUAUAAGAGAUUGGAUGCUGUUAUCUCAAGAACAAAAGAAUGAACUCCAGCAAUAUUUAUUUCAAUUUAUUAUGAAGGAUGAUCAUAUUGCUCCUUUUGUGAGGGAAAGAAUAUUACAAGUUAUUGCAAUUAUGAUAAAACGAGGAAGCGUGGAUGAUAAAGGUGAAGAAAGAGGCAAAAUUUUAGAUGAAGUAGAAAAGUUAAUAUUUAACGGUGAUCAAAAGAAGCAGCAAAUUUUGGGAUGUUCUAUAAUUUUAGCUUUAAUGCAAGAAUACUCCACCACAGUAAAAUCUACUGAUGUAGGUCUCUCUUGGGAAUCACAUUAUGCUGCUAAAAAAGAGUUUGAGGCAAAUGACUUGAGACGUAUAUUUGUAUUCAGUACUCAAGCAUUAAAUGAAAUAAAAAAUCUUCCACAAUCUUUAUCUCAAGAAACUUUGACUGUUCUAAAACAUUUAUUAAAUAUUUCUGAAAAUGUUUUGGUCUGGGGAUUUAUUUCUGCAAAUAUGCCUAAGCGUUUAGUUGGAAUGUUUGAAGUAAUUUAUAAUUCAGAAAACAGUCCUUCUUUAAAAUUGGGAUCAGAAUGGAGAGACGUAAUUAUAAACCCCAAUACUGUCAAUUUGUACUUCCACAUUUACUGGUUGGUUCGAAACAAUCCACAAUUUUCCCAUCAUUGUAUGAAUUGCCUUGUUCAGUUAUCAUCAAUAAGUGGUAAUAUAUGGGUUGAUAUGAAUGAGCGUAUGAAAUAUAUGAAAAACUAUCUAGACAAUUUUAUUAAUUUAGUAUCUACAGUAAAAAUUUUAGAUAGAGAAUCGAUUGGUAUUUCUACUAUUAUCAAACGUAUUAUUAGUGGUUAUCCUCCUUCAGUUUUCAGCCAAUUUCCAUCAGAUCUUGUUAAAAAGUUCUUAGAAAAUGUUACUAUUCUAACUUGUCAGUUUGUUGAAGGGGCAGCUAAUGAAGAAAAACUUUGUCAAGAUGAUCAAAUGUUUUUUGAAGCAUUUAAUAAUAUAUUACGUCCUUGGGUAUCUAUAAUCUCAAAUAGCAAUCAAGCUUUCCCUGAAGAUAUUUGUAAAAAUGCAUCUAUUCAAAUUUUAAAUACUUAUUUAAAAUGUCAUAUUUCACCUCCAAAUGGUAUAAAAACUUUUGUUGAUGUUGAGUUUAAUAUAAAUGAAGAAGAUGAUAAAGUAGCCUUUAAAGAACAGCUUCAAUACAUAGGAAUUUUUGGAAGAUUAAUUCCAGAGCAUACAUUACCACUUCUGGUUAAUCUAUUAGAAAAUCGAAUCAAAGAUUUAAGAACUGCUAUAGAACAUAUACAUAGUAGUGGCAGUAAUAACUGGUCAGAAUCAUUUCAACAACAUAUUGAUUCCAUUCAUGAAGAUAUGCAUUGGAUGUUUUUAAUUGCUGGACAUGUCCUCACUGUGGAUAGUGAAGGUGAACCUAGUAUGAUUCCUUCAGAAAUUAUGCAUUAUAGCAUUAGACAAAGCAAGAAGAUUAAUAUAGAUUUAUCUAUUAAAUAUCUUAUGAGUCAAAUGUUAGUAAUGGAUGUUCCUGGAUCAGAAGAAGCUGUAGAUGAUGUUAUCAAGUUAGUGUCUAUUGCAUUUCAUUUAUCAGAAUUAGAAAUGAAGCUUGUAGAAGCAAAAAUGGAAAUGCUUUGUAGUCCACUAUUAAGUGGAACUAUUGUGUGGUUUUUACGAGAAUUUUCUCAAGCUUAUUUAAUGCCAAAUGAAACAUAUUAUAGUGAGUUAAGUAUGUCAUUACUUAAAGCAUUUGGUCAAAAUACAGACACAGCUUAUUGGAUACUGAAUUAUUUGCUUUGUAAAGUUGAAUAUAAUAUAAGAUCACCUUUGUAUGUUGAUGUAAAUUUAGUUGAAGAUACAAUUGGCUUAUUAAUUUCGUUGGUUGAUAUUAGACAUAAAGCUGAAAUAGUUAUAAAUUGCGAAGGUUUUGGAAAACUUUUUCAAUUGCAAGAAAGUAUCCAUAAAAAUCAAUUGGUACCUGAAGUUAAACGUGGGUUGUUUAAAGCAUUUUGUUUAGUAGGAGAUGCAUUUAACAAUGAAGAAAAACAAUAUGAAUAUUGGAUGCGAGUUUUAAAUCCAACACUUGAUAAGUUUAAAAAAAUAAUAACCAAUGACCAGUUUAGAAAAAUUUUUAAUGAAGAUGAAAUUAGAUUGGAGAUAAUGGAUAUUUUACACAAAUUUAUAGGAGUAGCUAGUGGAGCAGCAAUAAAUACUACACAAACAAUUUUUUCAAUUUUGUAUCCAGUGCUAAAUGAUUUUUCAUCCCUGAUUGGCUUAUAUCAUAAUUACCAACUAAUAGUUCAUUUAAUUCUUGAACUAUUUUGUGAAUUUUCCAAGAAAAUGUUAUGUUUUCUUAGAGUGGAAGAUAGUGAUAAGUUUUAUUCGUCUUGCUAUCAAUUAGUGGAUAUGUAUGCUCGUUUCAAUAUUAAUCGUGUUUCUUUAGAUUCUGAUGCUGAAGAUCAGAGUUACCAAGAUCUUUACAUAUUUUUAGAUCUUCUUACUCAUAUGAUGUCAAAAGAAGUUUUAGAUCUUAGUUCUGAUGGAAAAAGCUCUAAUGGAAAAACAGCUGGAGAUGUCUGUGUUUAUGGACUUCAAGUUAUUUUACCUUUAAUGACAAUUGAUUUAUUAAAGUUCCCAUCAUUAUGUUCUCGCUACUAUAGAUAUAUUGGUUUUAUGUGUGAAAUGGUACCUGAUAAAUUAUGUAUUGAUAAUGUAGAGAUUUUUAAAAGUGUGUUAACUACAACUGAAUUAGGAUUAACAAUGUUUGGACCAGAAAUUACCUCAAUGAGUGCUGAUUUUCUACAAGCAUCUGCUUCAUAUUUGUAUGGCAAGGAAAACUCUACAUCGUAUGAAGCUUAUGGAUUACUUAAACCUUUUUUAAAAAUUUUAAUGGAACUUAUUGUUUCCUGUCAAAUUAGUUCUGAUACAUUGUCUAAUACUGGUCAUGUACUUUACAUAUUGAUAUGUUGUUACCCAGAAGAAUUUCAAGAGAUAUCAAUGCAAUUAAUUAAUAAUCAUAACAAUGUGUUAAUAUCAGAAAGAUUGAGAAAUGCAUUUGCAUCUCUAACCUAUAAUAUUGAAUUUAAUGGACAGCGAAUUAUGAAGUGCCGCUUUAAAGAAAAUUUUGACAACUUUUUAACUAAUGUACAUGGAUUCUUAUUUGUUAAAUAAUAUAUUAUGUUUAACAACUCUAUUAUUGUUAAUAAAAACUUGUAUUAUGAACUAUCUUGUAAAAAUAGUUAAAAAAAAAACUUUUAAUGAAAUAGUAGAAAAUGAUUUUUAAAUUUUAAUUGUCAAAAACUGUGAAUUUAAAUAAAUUGUUAAAACUGCUUUUUUUAAUAAUGAAAAAAUUCAUACAUUUUUGUCUGUAUCUUAUUAUUUAAAAAUCUGUCAAAACAUUUUGUAAUCAACUUUGACAAUUUUUAAAAAUAUUAUUUUUAUUGACUUGGUAACACCAAAUUUUAAUUCCGUCACUCAAUAAACUGGGAAAUCUAAACGGUAUUCAGUUGACUAAAGUUAUUAGAAGACAACACAGCAAAAUAGUCCCAUUGAAAAACAACUUCAAUAAACACCGUAUUGCAUUCUACAAUCAAACAGUAUACACAACCAGAAAUUUACAGUAAUUAUUUCAAUAAUAUAAAGGAUAAGUACAAAAACUACCAAGAAAUAUACACGGACGUUUCAAAAGACGAAAGAGAAGUAGAAUUUUCUAUUAUAAAAAAUGAAUCAAAAUACAUGAAUAAACUAUCAAAUAAAUGUUCAAUACAUUCCGCUGAAGCUACAGCUUAUUACACGAUAAUUGUCAUUAUUAAUAACACAGAAAAUAACAAGUCUAUCAUACUAAGCGACUCGCUAAGCAUUAUCAAAAAAUUUACAAAACAAUUUCAACCUUGUCAAAAUUUGGACAAAAACAAUAAAGCAAAUAGAAAACUAAAAAAAGAAAAUGAUAUAAUAAUAGUUUGGGUACCAGUUUCAUGUCGGAAUAAAAAGCACGAAAUAGCUGAUGAAUAUACAAAAAAAACUAUAGAAAACACGGGAUCAAACAAUAUAGACAUCAUGACGUAAAAUGACAUAAAAAAAUAUAUCAAAUACGAUACCAUACAAAACGGGCAAAAUAAUUGGAAAAUUAAAAUAACAAAAUCGUUGAAAUAAAGAGUACUACAAUUAGAUAGCCCAGAAACACAACCACUAGUAUUAGUAAUGGAAAAAUUAAUAAAAUCCGCAUCAGACAUACACGGCAAAAUUAUGGUUUUCUAAUAGAAACCUUUAAUAUGUUCAAAGUAUACCUUUAUCGAUCAUACAUAUUUUUAAAGAUUGUAGAAAAUGCGAAGAGGCCAGAAAACUGUUCAAAAUAAGGCAACACCUAGCUGAGAGCCGCGGACCACACCCAGAAGAUGAAAUUAAAUUUUUUAAAUGUACAGAUUUUUAAAUAUAGUUUUAAUUAUUCAAUAAUAAA
Molecule: messenger RNA, 5048 nt
Organism: Daktulosphaira vitifoliae (grape phylloxera)
Lineage: Eukaryota; Metazoa; Arthropoda; Insecta; Hemiptera; Phylloxeridae
Product: exportin-4-like
Exons: 21
Coding region: 362-3763 (1133 amino acids)
Biological process (GO): protein export from nucleus
Cellular component (GO): cytoplasm; nuclear pore
Molecular function (GO): nuclear export signal receptor activity
Source: RefSeq, a predicted model, not a curated record